AUGAAUGCACAAGUGGUGUUGUUUGCAUCAAUAGUGUUUUUGUCGUCACUGGUUGUUUGCUUGAGCCCAAGAGCCGUCACCUCGCUAGGAGUGGUCAAGAAGGUGUUUCCCUUUCUAACUUUGGCAACGGCAGGAUUUCUUCUUGGCGUCCAGCUUCUGGAGCUCAGCCCGCACAUGAUUUCUGACUGCCAUGGCCACAAAGAGCACGGCCAUAACCACAGCCACCAUCACUCGGACGAGUCUCCCAUGCUUGGGUUCUUCGUUGCUGGACUCUCCUUUAUCUUCCUCCUAGCCAUUGACACCAUCGUUCUGAAGCACAAGCACUGUGAGGAAAGCGAGAACAAGGAACACUCCCAUAGCGGUGGGUGCCGGGAAGGCGAUCCCCACCGGCAAGUAGAGGUGGCGGGAAACGGUCGUAUUCCCGAGAUAUCCCAGAAGACCCCAAGCGUCCGAACCUCCGAGAAGAAGACAGAGAGACUGGGAUGCUGUGACCCCAGCAUUAUAAAAAACACAUCCUCAAAGACGCAAGUGUUCAUAUAUAUCCUGGGGAUUUCCAUCCACUCGUUUUUCGAAGGACUAGCGUUCAACUCGAUCGACAAGAUAGGCUCCUUGGAAACGGGUCUUAUUCUCCACAAGAUCCUCGAGUCCUUUGCACUUGGAGUUCCCCUGUUCACCUCUGGAUUCAACUUUGCCAGCGGUCUAGCCCUUGCUGUAUUCUACUCGUCCCUCACCCCCAUUGGGAUCAUGAUAGGGUCUGCCCCUGGAUUUUUCAACCAGACCGUCAAGAAUAUCUUCAAGGGGCUUGCACUGGGAAGCAUAAUGUUCAUGGUGUCCAUUGAGAUGAUUCCGCCGAUGUUCAAUCAUCCGAAGGUGAGUCGGGUCCAUGGGAUAUUGACUCUCCUGAUAGGCUAUCUGGUCAGUGCAAUGGUGAUUUAUCACUCCCAUCCACACUGA
This is a messenger RNA of Encephalitozoon cuniculi GB-M1, 954 nucleotides long. RefSeq lists its product as uncharacterized. The coding region runs from base 1 to 954 and encodes 317 amino acids. The transcript has a single exon. Gene Ontology annotation, biological process: zinc ion transmembrane transport. Lineage: Eukaryota; Fungi; Microsporidia; Unikaryonidae. The record is from RefSeq and is marked provisional. Gene Ontology annotation, cellular component: membrane. Gene Ontology annotation, molecular function: zinc ion transmembrane transporter activity.